Molecule: messenger RNA, 752 nt
Organism: Helicoverpa zea (corn earworm)
Lineage: Eukaryota; Metazoa; Arthropoda; Insecta; Lepidoptera; Noctuidae
Product: histidine-rich glycoprotein-like
Exons: 1
Coding region: 17-736 (239 amino acids)
Source: RefSeq, a predicted model, not a curated record
CAACAUAAUAUUAAUCAUGAGGGUGCUUUUAGUACUUGGUGUGGUAUGCCUGGCGGCAAUGUGCGCCGGCUACGAAGCCGGCAGCGACGACCUCGCGGUGGCCGCCUCGGGCCAUCAUCACGAGCAUGGCGGCGGUCACGAGCACCAUGCACAUCAUCAUCACGAUCACGGCGGCAAGGGACACAAAGGACACAAGGGACACCAUCACCACCACAAGGGCGACCACGGCCACCAUGGCAAGCACCAUCAUGAGGAACACCACCACGAGCACGGUGGCGGCCACAAGAAGCACUGGGACGAGCACGACCACCAUGGUGAACACCAUGAGCAUGGACACCAUCACAAGGGCGGCAAGCACGGCCAUAAGGAACAUCAUGACAAGGGCGAGCACGUUGAUGGAUACCACAAGAAGCACCAUAAGGAUCACUUCCACAAGGACCAUCACUUCCAUGACGGACACCACCAUGAGGGCAAGCACCACAAGCACGACCACCAUCACGGACACCACGAGAAACACGGUGGCGGCCACAAGAAGGGAGGACACCACCACUCCGGCCAUCAUGAUGAACAUUACGGCAAGCACGGCCACCACGACAAACACCACUACGACGAGGAUCACCAUGGACACAAGGGACACCACGGACACGAGGGACACCACCACCACCACCAUGAUCACGGCAAGAAGGGUGAACAUGAUGACCACAAACACUGGGGAUUCCACCACGGCAAGCACUGAGAGCAUUCUCCCUGAU